Messenger RNA from Benincasa hispida (wax gourd), 2040 nucleotides. Its product is annotated as alpha/beta-Hydrolases superfamily protein. The record is from RefSeq and is a predicted model, not a curated record. Lineage: Eukaryota; Viridiplantae; Streptophyta; Magnoliopsida; Cucurbitales; Cucurbitaceae.
UCAAUUAUAAUAACAAUUAUAUAAUUUCUUUCUGGAACUUUCUUGUGUUCUCUAAGUUUCUUCUUCCUUCUACGAUUUUGGUUGUGUAAGAAAAAAGGAAAUUCUUUUGCAGUAUUCUGUUGUGUUGUUGUAAUUGAAAUCCUCAGAGCAGAGGAUUGUUGAGAUUAAGCUUGUUUUUAGAUUUUUGUUCUAAAAUUGGGGAAGGGACUAAAAUUAGGGACACUCCCAAAUUGUGCGAUCUUUUAGGGCAAUAAUUGGUUUCGGUUUUUUGGUCGUCAUCAUCGUUGUCGGUUCUGUUUCUGAAUCUCUCGUUUUCUCUGUUUUAAGAUUGUGAAUGAGAAGAAGAACAGGAUUAUUGGAACGAGAAAAAUAUUUUUUCUUCAGGGGGGAGAUAGAGAUAGAAACGUGAGGAUUUUCCGAAUAUAGAAUCGGAAAAAUGCCUAUGGAGCCGAUUGUGAAGGGGAAUCCCACGGUGUUGUCGUCCUCGUCCUCGUCGUCGCUCAUUCUAACCUCCGGUGCAAGCAGUCGCAUCAACGCAUUGUUGUCGAUGCGAGCAUUGAAGAGUCUGAUCAUGUUGGUUAAUGCCUUCAUUUUGUUGUUGCUACUGCCUUUCCGUGGCCAGAAGCGAGCUCAAGAUGAAAAGCAAGAAAGGAAAUGCCCCACGGUGCGGGUUCCAACGACGAUCGUCUCUUGGAAGAGCAGCAGCAGUAAUAAUAAUAAUAACAAUGCCAACUCUUCGUCAUCGACCGUGGCGAAAGCGGUGGAUCAGGAGGUGGCAGUGAGACGAGCUCUGGCGAUACAGAGGGUGGUUGAGGAUAAGGAUAAAAGUGAGGCUUCAGUACGAGAUUUUCUUCUCUUUCAAUCCCCAAGAGGAAAUACGAUCUUUACCCAAUCGUGGUCGCCUGUAUCUCAUAAGCUAAGGGGACUGGUGGUUCUCUUGCAUGGAUUAAAUGAACACAGUGGUAGAUACAGUGACUUUGCCAACCAAUUAAAUGCAAAUGGCUACAAGGUUUUCGGCAUGGAUUGGAUUGGUCAUGGUGGGAGCGACGGAUUGCACGCUUAUGUUCAUUCUCUUGAUGAUGCGGUUUCUGAUUUGAAAUCAUAUCUUCAGAAGGUUUUGGCCGAUAACCCGGGCUUGCCUUGUUUCUUAUUUGGACAUUCCACAGGAGGAGCCAUUGUACUUAAGGCGGUGCUCGACCCUAGUAUCCGUUCUUGCAUAUCAGGAGUCGUGCUUACAUCACCUGCAGUUGGAGUUCAACCAUCUCACCCCAUCUAUGCAGUCCUUGCCCCCAUAGUCUCAUUGUUGUUUCCAAGGCUCCAAGUUGGUUCUGCGAACAAGACGUCCCUGCCAGUGACUCGAGACCCAGAUGCAUUGGUAGCUAAAUAUUCCGAUCCUCUAGUCUACACAGGAGCCAUCCGGGUGAGAACUGGUUACGAGAUUCUCAAGAUCUCUUCAUAUUUGCAGCAGAAUUUGAGGAAAAUAAGUGUCCCAUUCCUAGUUCUCCACGGCACUGCCGAUGAAGUGACUGACCCAACAGCCUCCCAAAAACUUUAUGACGAAGCCUCGUCGACUGACAAAUCCAUCAGAUUGCUUCAAGGUCUACUACAUGAUCUGCUAUUUGAACCAGAAAGACAGAGUAUCAUGAAAGACAUAAUUGAUUGGAUGAAUGGUAGACUGUAAAAUGGAAAGGUUUUUGAAUUGGGAUAGAGAUGGGGCUGGGCAGUGGCAAGAGCAGGAGAAUUGUUAGCCAGCUAUUAUGGCUGAAUAAAGCCCCAGCAUUAUUGGUUGUUUGAUGUCAAUAGUCUUAAAAAGUUCAUCAACUUGAUGAAUUUCUUGUUUAUAAGGGAACUUUUCUGGGCUAUUUUUGCCAGUUUGGCUCCUUCGUUGUUUAUCAGUAAGGAGGGUUUGCCUUCGAAUUUUGUUACAUCAAUGUUCUAAGACUAUGGCACUUAGUCCACCUUAUUUUUUCUUUCCGUUUUCUUGUAUCAAACCAGUCUGGUGGAAUAUUAUCAUCUAAAUGAACAAUAGCUUUCUUUUUC